AUGUCUGUACCAUCAUCUGUUCUCAUCGUUGGAUCUGGAGUUUUUGGCCUGGGAACAGCGUACGGUCUGGCAUUGAGACCAGAGUACAAGAAUACCAAGAUCACUGUCCUUGAAAGAGUGCCCUUCCCCGCUCCAGAUGGCUCAUCAAUCGAUUCCUCGCGGAUCAUCAGAGCCGACUAUGCGAGCUUACCGUAUGCUCAGUUCAUGGCUGAAACAAUGCCUUACUGGAGAGGCGAAUGGGGAGAGGAGGGUCGAUACUCUCAGAGUGGCCUUGCACUAGUCACUGAGAACAAGCCCGGAUCCGAUGAUGCCACCAGGUUCUUGAACGAAGUUGUGAAGAACAUCACGGAGCAGUUGGGAUUGAAAGUAGGGAGGAAGGAGGACGGAGCAGAUGUGACUCUCUUCCAGGACCGAGAAGGCGCCAAGCAAGCGACUGGUGCCAAAGGAGGCUACAUUGGCGACAAAGGCAUGGUGAACUGGACGUCUGGAUGGGCCCACGCUGAAGAUGGCAUCAAAUAUAUGAGGAAGAAGAUCGAAGCGUUAGGCCGAGUCCAAUUCCGAACCGCAGAAGUGAAACGACUUCUUUUCAACAGCUCCAACGUAGAAGGCGUCGAGCUCGUCAACGGUGAACACAUCACAGCCGAGCUCACAGUUCUCGCCACCGGCGCCUGGACACCUAAACUCAUCGACCUGCGAGGCAUCGCUAGCGCAACCGGCCAAGUCCUCACCUACAUCGACAUAACCAAGGAAGAAGAAGACCGUCUCGCCGCCCCAGACCAGCCCGUCCUCCUCUGCGAACACGACGGGAUGUUCAUAAUCCCACCACGAAACCGCGUCCUCAAAGUCGCCCGACACGGCUACGGCUACGCCAACCCAGUCACAAUCCCCAACCCAGAGAACCCGUCCGAAAAGAUAACAGUCUCCCUACCACGCACCAAACUCGACGACCCCAACAUGGAAAUCCCCGCCGAAGGCGCCGCAGUCUGCCGCGACUUCCUCCGCAGGGCGAUCCCCUCCCUCGGCGACAGGCCCUUCACAUACACGCGGAUCUGCUGGUAUACCGACACUCCGACGGGCGACUGGCUGAUCACCUACCACCCAAAAUACAAAGGGCUCUUCGUAGCGACAGGUGGCUCUGGACAUGCAUAUAAGUUUCUGCCGACAAUCGGGGAGAGGAUCGUGGAUGUCAUGCAAGGGCGGGAUCGGGAUGCGCUUGGGGUGGAGAUGAGGAGGCGGUGGAGGUGGCCGGAGCAGAGGGCGAAGGUGGAUCAUGUUUGGACGGAUGAUUGGAGAGGGGAGGGGAGGAAGGGGAUGGUUUUGGAUGAGGAGUAUAAGAAGGGGGUGAGGGCGGAGGGGAGUAGGUUGUGA
Messenger RNA from Zasmidium cellare ATCC 36951, 1368 nucleotides. RefSeq lists its product as uncharacterized. Gene Ontology annotation, molecular function: proline dehydrogenase activity; sarcosine oxidase activity; flavin adenine dinucleotide binding. Lineage: Eukaryota; Fungi; Ascomycota; Dothideomycetes; Mycosphaerellales; Mycosphaerellaceae. The record is from RefSeq and is a predicted model, not a curated record. Bases 1 to 1368 code for a protein of 455 amino acids. The transcript has a single exon.